Messenger RNA from Aspergillus calidoustus, 1301 nucleotides. Lineage: Eukaryota; Fungi; Ascomycota; Eurotiomycetes; Eurotiales; Aspergillaceae. The record is from the annotation of a GenBank genome assembly.
CUUGAUUAUCCUGCUGCCUAACCAGCGAUAUUUUCUUGUGCGACAGAGAUGUUACAGACCAGGUUGUCCGUCAGAACUGCCUGAGAAUUAUAAGUCGCCAUUGCCCAUCAUGCAUUUGAUUCAGCGACACCACGUCAAGAACCACUUCACGAGUCAUGCCUAACGCAACCGCAACCCUCGGCUGGACUGUCGCAAACUGGGGUGAUGCUCCGGCAACUUAUACCCUUGCUUCAGACUGCACGGCCUCGACCGACCUCCAUAUUGUCCAUACCAAUGGUCCUUCCGUCCCCAUCUGGCCGGAGACGUGCACCACCACCGCCGCAGUUGAAACCUGUUGGCCAACUCCGACGGACAGCGACUUGGCGUCUGCUGCAACCAACCGCUACAGUGGGGCUUAUUGGUCUGGCGUGAAUUGUCCGUCAGGAUGGAGUUCCAUUGGCGAAGCUGCGCAUCCAACUAACGGGCCUGUUACCUCGUCCGGGGUGUUUACUAUCCAGGCUCGCCUGGAUGGAGACGACGAUGACUACGAUUGGGAUGAUAUCGAUUUUGAUCGUGACGACGAUAACGAUGAUGAUGACUUUAUUGUCUUCGGCUUCCAGGAUGCUCUCGGUGCACUCCUUGAGUUCGGAGAGACUGCGAUAGCUUGUUGCCCACGCUCCAUGUCCGUCGGCCGCAACGGCUUGUGUUACACGACCCUUCCCAGCCACACAGUAACAACGGCCUGUGUUCCCAGAUACUCGCCUUUUGUCCCGAAUCUAGUCUCAACAACGUAUGUUCUGGACGGCACAACUCACACUGGACGGAUCUUCGUUCCGGCAACAGACAACGACCCCCUUCUGCCCACAAGCACCAGCACGACGACAUUCCGUUCGCAGCAGACGAACGACCUUGUUGCCGCUAGUUUGAUCACGCCGAUUUAUGUUGUGCAUCGGGACGGUGAUGAGCCUGGGCCUUCGCAAACCGGCGGAGCGAAUGAAAGUGACAAUGGAAGCGGAAGCGGGAAUACUAAUCCUGAGGAAACGAACGGAGCAGCGACCCUUCAUGGAGGACCCGGUAUGGCACAUUGGGGUCAGAUAAAGGUUAUGGGAGGAGUCUUGGGAGCAUCGGUUCUGGCAGGGAUGUUCUUUGUCCUGCCUUGGUAGGUAGGUAUUCUGAGUACUGGCCUUUUUCUGUUGAUGGUUACUUUCGGAUUGAGUAAUAUGUUGCUACCUUGACGCUUGUCUGUGGCCCGCAGUUCAUAUAGUUCAGGUUGAGAGUUCUAUAUGCUGUUUGCAGAAAAAUGAGAGCUGUAAACGGGCAAC